GAUCGGUGUACAGCCAUCUGUAAGCCCCUGCUGUACACACUCAUCAUGUCCCAGCGGGUCUGUGUGCAGCUGGUUAUAGGGCCUUACGCCAUAGCUAUUAUAAGCACCAUGACCCAUACAAUUUUGACUUUUUCCUUACCCUUCUGUGGCCCAAACAUAAUCAAUCAUUUUUUCUGUGAUAUUUCCCCGUUGCUUUCCUUAGCAUGCGUUGACACAGGGAUCACUAAGUUGGUGCUUUCUACUGUGGCUGGAGCUAUAGGAGUGCUCAGUGGCACGAUCAUCAUGGUGUCCUAUGUGUGGAUCACAGUGGCCAUCCUGAAGAUCCAGACUGCCCACGGGAGGUGGAAAGCUUUCUCCACGUGUACCUCCCACCUGGCCACAGUCUCAGUGUUGUUUGGGACUCUUUUCUUCAUCUAUGUCCGACCUAGCUCGAGCUCGUCUCUGGGUAUCAAUAAAAUGAUUUCUCUGUUUUAUACUGUGGUCAUCCCUGGGUUGAAUCCCCUCAUUUACAGCUUGAGGAACAAGGAGGUGAAAGAGGCAUUCAAGAGACAGGUGAAAAGGAAGCUCUCUGUGCUCGGUGGGUGA
Molecule: messenger RNA, 585 nt
Organism: Chinchilla lanigera (long-tailed chinchilla)
Lineage: Eukaryota; Metazoa; Chordata; Mammalia; Rodentia; Chinchillidae
Product: olfactory receptor 5G3-like
Exons: 1
Biological process (GO): G protein-coupled receptor signaling pathway; sensory perception of smell
Cellular component (GO): membrane
Molecular function (GO): odorant binding; olfactory receptor activity
Source: RefSeq, a predicted model, not a curated record